Molecule: messenger RNA, 1459 nt
Organism: Drosophila mojavensis
Lineage: Eukaryota; Metazoa; Arthropoda; Insecta; Diptera; Drosophilidae
Gene: ND-39
Product: NADH dehydrogenase [ubiquinone] 1 alpha subcomplex subunit 9, mitochondrial
Exons: 4
Coding region: 144-1397 (417 amino acids)
Cellular component (GO): mitochondrion
Molecular function (GO): protein-containing complex binding
Source: RefSeq, a predicted model, not a curated record
AAAAGCGGUCACACUGGCCUGCUGCUGACAUCUAAGGCUGUGUUUUCAUUCUCCCGACCAAGCAGAUUAGAAACUGCGUGGAAAAGUUUUCAAAUAAUUACAAAUUAACUUUUGUUAGUUGGUGUAGAGUGCGCCACAAAAUAAUGGCUGCCAUAGUGCUAACUAGGAACAUGCAGCUGGCCAAGCAUCAUGGCAGCGGUAUCGUUGGUGUGGUAUGCCUGCGAAGCUACAGCGCCGCCGCUGCUCCGCCCGAUCCAGAUGCUCCACGCCCACUGAAGACAACAAAUCUGGCUGCCAUGAAGCGCGGCACAGGCGGACGCAGCAGCUUCAACGGGAUUGUGGCUACGGUGUUCGGUGCCACCGGAUUUGUGGGUCGCUAUGUGUGCAACAAACUGGGCAAGUCAGGCAGUCAAAUGAUUUUGCCAUAUCGCGGUGAUGAUUCCGAUGCGAUUCGUCUAAAGGUUUGCGGUGACUUGGGCCAAGUGCUGUUCCAUUUUUACCAUCUCGAUGAUCCGCGCUCCAUACGCGAGGCAGUGAAGCACUCGAAUGUGGUCAUCAAUUUGGUUGGUCGUGACUACGAAACGAAGAACUUUAGAUUCAAGGAUGUCAAUGUCAAUGGAGCUGCGCGUCUGGCUAGCAUUUGUCGGGAAUCCGGCGUGGAGCGUUUUAUACAUCUGUCUGCGUUGAAUGCUGAGGCCAAUCCUAAGCCUCAUUAUAUCUCCGGCGGCAGCCAAUGGCUGAAGACCAAGUACGAAGGCGAAUUGAUGGUGCGCGAUGCCUUCCCGAAUGCCACCAUCAUCCGUCCGGCCGACAUUUAUGGUUCCGAGGAUCGGUUCUUACGCUACUAUGCACACAUCUGGCGUCGUCAGUUCCGCUCGAUGCCACUGUGGCACAAGGGCGAGCGCACGGUGAAGCAGCCUGUGUAUGUUUCGGACGUGGCGCAGGCGAUUGUCAAUGCUGCCAAGGAUCCAGAUACCGCCGGCCGUAUCUACCAGGCUGUGGGACCCAAGCGAUAUCAGCUGAGCGAGUUGGUUGACUGGUUCCAUCGCCUGAUGCGCAAGGAUCAAAAGGGUUGGGGCUACCAGCGCUAUGAUAUGCGCUGGGACCCCACUUUCAAGCUAAAGGUGAAACUCACCAACUUGAUUUGCCCUGGUGCCCCCAUUGGUGGACUGCAUCUGGAUCGCGUUGAGCGUGAGGCCGUCACUGAUAAGGUGCUGCCCGGCGUGCCAACGUUAGAAGAUUUGGGCGUGCAGCUAACGAAUAUGGAGGAUCAGGUGCCCUGGGAGCUGCGUCCAUAUCGCGCUGCUCUGUACUACGAUGCGGAGUUGGGCGAAUUCGAGACUCCGUCGCCGCCAAAAACAAUUGCGCCACGCGAUGAGAUGCGUCUGUUUGCUUAAACGUUGUGAAUUGGAAAUUCUUAGUGCGUCUAUCAGUUAAAAUAAAUUGUCUACAAAUUAAA